Messenger RNA from Schistocerca nitens (vagrant locust), 911 nucleotides. Its product is annotated as natterin-3-like. Lineage: Eukaryota; Metazoa; Arthropoda; Insecta; Orthoptera; Acrididae. The record is from RefSeq and is a predicted model, not a curated record. Bases 16 to 783 code for a protein of 255 amino acids. The transcript has 4 exons.
GCUGCCCUGACCGUGAUGUCGUGCUGCUGCGACUGUGGUGACGACCCGGUGCGGCCGGGGGCCGUGGUGCACGCGCCGCCCCAGCACGAGCCGGGCGCGUGGGCGGCGCCGCCCAUAGCGCCCCAGGCCCCCCACCAGUACCCGGGGACCCCCCAGCACGACGCUGGCGGGUGGGCGCCGCCGCCCAUGGCGAUGCCGAUGCCGAUGCCGGCCGAGGUCCCCCAGCUUUUCCCGGCUGCCCCCGUGGUAGACGUGCAGCCCACCCCGUGCCCGCCGCCCACCUUCCCACAACCACAACCUGCAGCGGUCGUCUACCCGUCCGUGCCCCUCGAUGACGAUGACGAUAACGACUCCGCUUACUGCUGGCGCCAGGGCAACUACGGCAGCAUCCCAGACGGCGCAGUGCGCGCCGGUCACGACAAAGACGGCGGUCCCAUCUUCGUGGGCCGCGCCUUCCACGAGGGCGACAUGCUGCCCGCCAAGGUGGUGCCCAACAAGGGCGGCGCCUACGUCGCCUGGGGCGGCGGCGAGCACAGCAAGGAAGAGUACGAGGUGCUGUGUGACGGGGACCCUGCCUGGGUGAUGACCUCUGGGGGCAGCGUCCCAGAUGGCGCAGUGCCCGGGGGAACCACCAGCGAGGGCGAACGGCUCUUCAUUGGCCGCGUCAUGCACGAUGGCGCCUUCUCCGUGGGAAAGGUGCAGCCGUCGCACGGCGUGUGCUAUAUCCCGUACGGGGGUGAGGAAGUGGCAUACGGCGAGUACGAGAUCUUGGUGGGUCGAUAGACCAGGAACGUCCAGGCGAAACCACACACUGCCGGAGGAGGCAAGACUGACUGAUUUGCCGCGUCCAAAACUCACAUACACGUGCUGUCAGACCAUUCAAUUAUGUCAAUAAACACUCUGUCUGCUCA